This is a messenger RNA of Oldenlandia corymbosa var. corymbosa, 2034 nucleotides long. Lineage: Eukaryota; Viridiplantae; Streptophyta; Magnoliopsida; Gentianales; Rubiaceae. The record is from the annotation of a GenBank genome assembly.
AUGAGCUCAUGUCGGCUUUGCGCUAUUUCCAUGCACGUGAAUCUUCCGUCUUCUUCUUUCCCGCACAACUGUCUCACCGCCGUCGUCCCCGCCGGGCCGGCGGCGUAUAAAAAUGUCACCUCAUUUCGUCACCGCCGAUUUAAACUCCUCGUAAUCUCUGCAGCCACUUCUUCCCCGUCCAAAGAUGUCUGGCGCAGUAAUCAGUCAAAUCCCUCACCCACACACCAUGUUUACCGCCGGAAGCAGAACGGUGCCGACUAUAUCGACCGGUGCUUCAACAUGGAGGAGCUUUUGUCGUCAAUUGGGCAAACCACCAACGAGCAGGAACUAUACGCUUUAAUGUCGCCUUACAAAGACCGGUCGCUGUCGAUUCGGUUCAUGGUGAGAUUGCUGUCUAAGGAGCCGGAUUGGCAACGGUCGCUUGCGUUGCUCGAUUGGAUUCACGAGGAAGCCCUUUACACUCCCUCGGUGUUCGCGUACAACGUUGUGCUGCGCAAUGUGCUUCGUGCUAAGCAAUGGGAGUUGGCCCACGGUCUGUUUGAUGAAAUGCGUCAGAGAGCUCUGUCUCCAGAUAGGUACACUUACUCUACUCUCAUUACCCAAUUUGGGAAAGAGGGUCUGUUUGAUGAUGCUUUGUCCUGGCUUCAGAAGAUGGAAAAUGAUCGGGUGUCUGGUGAUCUGGUUUUGUAUAGCAACCUGAUUGAAUUAUCACGCAAACUGUGCGAUUAUUCCAAGGCUAUUUCUAUUUUCACGAGGUUGAAGAGGUCCGGAAUUACACCUGAUCUUGUCGCCUAUAAUACAAUGAUUAAUGUGUUCGGGAAAGCUAAGCUUUUCCGGGAAGCUAGGAUGUUAAUUAAAGAGAUGAGAUCGGCUGGAGUUGUUCCAGAUACAGUAAGCUAUUCCACGCUUUUGAACAUGUUUGUGGAGAAUCACAAGUUCGUGGAAGCAAUGUCAGUCUUUUCUGAGAUGAAUGAGGUCAGGUGUCCACUUGACCUUACUACGUGCAACAUUAUGAUUGACGUAUACGGGCAGCUUGAUAUGGCCAAGGAAGCAGAUAGGCUUUUCUGGAGUAUGAGGAAGAUGGGAAUUGAGCAGAAUGUCGUUAGUUACAAUACACUCUUGAAGGUAUACGGAGAGGCUGAGCUUUUUGGGGAAGCCAUACAUUUGUUUAGGCUGAUGCAGAGAAAGGGUAUUGAGCAGAAUGUUGUCACAUAUAACACCAUGAUCAAGAUAUAUGGAAAGACCAUGGAACACGAAAAGGCAAAUAAUCUUAUUCAAGAUAUGAAAAAUAGAGGGAUCGAACCUAAUGCCAUUACUUAUUCAACAAUAAUAUCCAUAUGGGGCAAGGUAGGGAAGUUGGAUCGUGCUGCAAUGCUGUUUCAGAAACUACGAAGCUCUGGUGUUCAAAUAGAUCAGGUGCUUUACCAGACUAUGAUUGUUGCAUAUGAGCAGGCUGGCUUGGUUGCUCAUGCCAAACGCUUGCUACAUGAGCUUAAAUGCCCUGAUAAUAUUCCAAGGGGAACAGCUAUCACUAUUCUGGCUCGCGCUGGUCGAAUAGAAGAGGCAACAUGGGUUUUCCGACAAGCCUUUGAUGCUGGUGAAAUAAAAGAUAUAGCAGUUUUCGAGAGCAUGAUAGAUUUAUUCUCCAGAAAUAGAAAAUACACAAAUGUACUUGAGGUGUUUGCAAAGAUGAGAUUGGCAGGAUACUAUCCAGGUUCUAAUGUUAUUUCUCUAGUGCUGAAUGCUUACGGCAAGCUGCAUGAGUUUGAGAAGGCAGAUUCCUUGUAUAAGGAAAUGCAGGAAGAAGGUUGUGCUUUCUCAGAUGAAGUUCACUUUCAGAUGCUGAGUCUUUAUGGCGGAAGAAAGGAUUUUGAAAUGGUGGAAUCUUUGUUUCGGCAACUGGACUCCAAUCCAAAUAUUAACAAGAAAGAGUUGCAUCUAGUUGUUUCUGGUAUAUAUGAAAGAGCGAAUAGGUUGAAUGAUGCAUCGCGAAUCAUGAACCAGCUAAGUGAGAGAGGUAUUCUAAGGUUAUGA